This is a messenger RNA of Olea europaea var. sylvestris, 1803 nucleotides long. RefSeq names its product transcription factor bHLH30-like. Gene Ontology annotation, biological process: regulation of DNA-templated transcription. Gene Ontology annotation, molecular function: protein dimerization activity; DNA-binding transcription factor activity. The record is from RefSeq and is a predicted model, not a curated record. The coding region runs from base 469 to 1386 and encodes 305 amino acids. Lineage: Eukaryota; Viridiplantae; Streptophyta; Magnoliopsida; Lamiales; Oleaceae. The transcript is spliced from 3 exons.
UGUUGGGAGUGGACACUCGGUGGGGAUGAGAACAGACUAUGAGGGCCCAGAAAAAACAAAUAAACCAAAAAGAUACCUGUGAGAAUGAGAGAAAGCGAAAAGGUAAUUUGACGGUAGGAUAAAAAGAGAUCACUACCAUUCACACCCACAAAGGCUGUGGCAGAGAAGAAUAGAGUGAAGAAAAAGUAGAAGAAAAGGGGCAAACGGCUCUCCAUCACAAGUUCAAAACACAAGGCUAUGUCUUUUCUUCCUUUUUCUGUUUAUUCCUUGACGUCCCUUUUUGCUUUGUAGGAAGAAGAAUCCAAGUUUUAAUCCCUUUCUUCAUAUACUAUCUUUUCAUGUGAAAGUACGAUUAAAAGAUUAAUAAACAACCCUAAAUUUGUUCAAUUCAAACCCUGUUUUCUGCUAUAUAUUUACCAUAUAAAGCCCAUAAAUUGAAGGGGUUGGGAUAAAGGGAUUUGUAGUAUUAUGUAUGAUAAGAUAGAACAAGAAUACCAUCAGAUGCAGCAACAGAACAGUACUUUUCAAGAAGUACCUCAAAUCCUCCCAUGGAGUUUUUCUCCGGGUCAAAAUUUCAACCCGGUUCAUCACUUUUCGACCCAUAACCAUGACCCAUUUCUUCUGCCUCCAGCACCUUCAUCCUACGGAGGUUUAUUUAACAGAAGGCCUUCGGGUUUGCAAUUUGAGUACGAGGGUGGUCUAGGUCAGUUGGUGCAUGAAAGUUCUGUCCCUUUUGGCCUCCAGGCUGAGCUGCAGAAAAUGACUGCUCAAGAAAUAAUGGAUGCCAAGGCUCUGGCUGCUUCAAAGAAUCACAGUGAAGCUGAAAGGAGACGUCGAGAGAGAAUCAAUAACCAUCUUGCAAAACUUCGCAGCUUACUCCCUAGUACUACUAAAACAGACAAAGCAUCAUUGCUAGCUGAAGUAAUUCAACAAGUUAAGGAGCUAAAGCGGCAGACUUCACUCAUAGAAGAAUCAAGUCCCGUUCCAACUGAAAUUGACGAAUUAACAGUCGACAAUGAAUCGUACGCAGAUGGAAGAUUCAUUCUCAAAGCUUCAUUGUGCUGUGAGGACAGGUCUGAUCUCUUGCCAGACAUUAUUAAAACCUUGAAAGAUUUGAGAUUAAAAACACUGAAAGCAGAAAUUACAACACUUGGCGGACGCGUAAAAAAUGUUCUACUCAUUACUGGAGAAGAAGAUUCAAACAGUGAUGAUCAAGAGCAACGAGAAUACACUAUAACCUCAAUCCAAGAAGCCCUUAAAGCUGUAAUGGAGAGAUCAAACUGUGGUGAUUCUGGUCCAGGAAGUGUUAAGAGACUAAGGACAAAUAUCAAUAUCCUUGAACGCAGAAGGAUGAUACACAAAUCAAGAAGUAAGUAUUGCAGAUAAUGCUGCACGAUUGGAGUUUAGAAAAUAUUCUCUCUUUCGCGAGGGGAGAAACCUUAGAAAGAAACCUAAAAUACACUAUAGGAUUUAAACCCAUCUGAAUUUGAUUUGGACAAGAAACAUGCAGCUUGUUUCUUGUUCUGUAGUGUGAUUUUCUGUGUAUGAACACUUCCAAUGGUGUUUGCUACUAUUCAUGAAGUUCUACGAGCCUGCUGGCCGCCACCUCGGCCACUUUCCCUCCUACAUGCAAUAGUUUUCAGGCUUCCAGCUCUGGUGUCCUAAAUUUCUAAAGGGAACAGCAAACUUUGAGAGCUUGUGAUGGACUGAUAAUUGUGGGAAGGUGUGUUUGUGUUUAUCAAGGCAUUUGAUAAUUAAUAUAUGUGAAGUGCAAGAUUUUGAGUUGCACUUUUUGUUGAAAAA